Nothobranchius furzeri (turquoise killifish) is the source of this 1089-nucleotide messenger RNA. RefSeq names its product transmembrane protein 254 (gene tmem254). The record is from RefSeq and is a predicted model, not a curated record. Lineage: Eukaryota; Metazoa; Chordata; Actinopteri; Cyprinodontiformes; Nothobranchiidae.
UCCGUUUCCGCCCGGUGGGAUUUGACGGUGGGACCAACGCAGGGCGACAUGGCUAAAAGCGACUACUUUAAAAGAACCAACCUCUUUUGGAUGGUCUCCGUCACUUUCGCGGUUGGAUAUUUUUCUUGCAUCGUGUUUGCUCCAGAACUAAUCCCGUUCCAACAACUCGGAGGGUUUGGCAGCUUUUGCAAACACCUGGUGGACAACUAUGCCGGCGUGAUGUACAAAGGGUGGUGGGCGGCCUUUGCUGUCCAUGUAUUUGAAGCCUGUGUGGCUUUAAAAGUGUGCAGGAAGAAAGGCAUCGACAGCUCAGCCACUCGCUUCCUGUGGUUUUUCCAGACCUUUCUGUUCGGCUUCGCCUCCCUCGGCCUGCUCCUCAAGUAUGACCCCGAACAUCCCAAACGCCGCUGACACCAGCAGAAACGCCCAGAGAGAAAUUCGUCACUUCCUGGUGCCUCUUCCUCCUCGGAAGACAAAACUGUUUUAGGUACCAGGAUGAGAAGAACAAUGGUUCUCGUUUGACUUUAGGUCUGGGCUAUUCCAUUCUGGUCUGGGAGGGCUGGUACCCAGCAUGUUUUAGUGGUUUCUCUGCUCCAUCCCAUCUAAUUCAGUGAUUGAAUCACCUGUGCAGCAGCUCACCAGGUUCUCCAUAAGCCUGUUAAUCACUUGCUGAUUGGAAUCAGGCGUGUAGAAACGGGUUAAAACUAAAACAUGCUGGCCCUCCAGGCCCAGAAUUAGUGUUUAACUGUUUACUCGUCUUUAAAUGCUUUAAAAUUAAAUAAUUAACUUUAACCUCAUGAUGGACCAACACCGUCACAUUCCUUUAGAGCCCAAAGCUGGAGAACUAGGAUUUUAACAGCUGUUUUUAUCUUAUUCUAUGCAAAACAAAGACUAUAAGAAUGUGUUUUGUGCUUGUAAAGAGUGAUCACCUCUGUUAGCUGCUAGCUUAUUCAUACCUGAGAGGUUAAUGUUUGUGAUCGGCCUCAAAAACAGAGGUGUUCCACUUUCAUGCUGACAUGUUUAGAGCCUUUGAACUAAAUGCUGGAAGUCUUUAAUCUUAUUAAUAAAAGUAUUUUCCAAACAGCAGAA